This is a messenger RNA of Rhincodon typus (whale shark), 2823 nucleotides long. Its product is annotated as serine/threonine-protein kinase MRCK alpha-like. Gene Ontology annotation, molecular function: protein serine/threonine kinase activity; ATP binding. The transcript is spliced from 20 exons. The record is from RefSeq and is a predicted model, not a curated record. Bases 1 to 2823 code for a protein of 940 amino acids. Gene Ontology annotation, biological process: peptidyl-threonine phosphorylation; actomyosin structure organization. Gene Ontology annotation, cellular component: cytoplasm; cytoskeleton. Lineage: Eukaryota; Metazoa; Chordata; Chondrichthyes; Orectolobiformes; Rhincodontidae.
AUGUCCGCUGAAGAGCGUUUGCGGGAUUUGGAGCAGCAGAUGGUGCAGGCAGCGCCUGGUUUUGGAGAGGCGGAACCCCGCCUGAGUGUGGAGUGCCUGCUCGAUCUGCUGCUGUGCCUUUACUAUGAGUUCAGCAGCUCCCCGCUCCGAAAGGAUCCGAAUAUCGCCAGCUUUCUGCAGUGGGUCAGCCCAUUCGCCAACAAGCUAAAGAAGAUGCGUCUACAACGAGAGGACUUUGAGAUCCUGAAGGUCAUCGGGCGCGGGGCUUUCGGGGAGGUGGCUGUGGUGAAACUGAAGAAUUCAGAGAAAGUAUUUGCCAUGAAAAUUCUCCAUAAGUGGGAGAUGCUGAAGAGAGCGGAGACAGCCUGCUUCCGAGAGGAGAGGGACAUACUGGUAAAAGGUGACAGCCAGUGGAUCACAACGCUACAUUAUGCCUUCCAGGAUGAGCAGUACCUGUACCUGGUCAUGGAUUAUUAUGUGGGAGGCGACCUGCUGACCCUGCUCAGUAAAUUCGAGGACCGACUUCCUGAAGAUAUGGCCCGUUUCUACAUCGCUGAGAUGGUGCUGGCUAUUCAUUCAAUCCACCAACUCAACUAUGUACACAGGAUUUUGUUCAAACCUCUUCCAAGCCUCUUGAAGAUGGCCAAGAGUUUGCAAUUUUGUCCUCUGACACCCGAGAUUUUUCUGUGCCAGGUGGAAACUUCAGUAGCCGUGGGGACACCUGAUUACAUCUCCCCAGAGAUCCUGCAGGCGAUGGAGAAUGGGAAGGGCAAAUACGGCCCAGAGUGUGACUGGUGGUCUCUGGGGGUCUGCAUGUACGAGUUGCUGUUUGGAGAGACCCCCUUCUACGCAGAGUCCCUGGUGGAGACCUAUGGCAAGAUCAUGAACCAUAAGGAUAAGUUGACGUUCCCGCCAGACGUCAGCGACGUUUCUGAGGCCGCCCGGGAUCUGAUCGCCAAGCUGGUGUGCAGCAAGGAGAAGCGCCUGGGCCACAUGGGCAUUGGGGACCUCCAGGGGCACCCCUUCUUCGCCGGCAUCGACUGGCAGCACAUCCGCGACUGCCCCCCACCCUACAUCCCCGACGUCACCAGCCCCACCGACACCUCCAACUUCGACGUGGACGACGACGCGCUGAAGACGGCGGACUCGACCAUUCCUCCCAGUCGGGGUGCGUUCUCUGGGCUCCACCUGCCCUUUGUUGGAUUCACAUACACUUCCAACUGCUCACUGUCUGACCGUGGCUGUCUGAGAGAUACAUGGGCCACCACUUCACUUGACAACCGGGAAGCUGAGGCAUUCGAGAAGCAGAUAAAGCAGCUGGAGUUGGACAAGAGGGACCUGAACCACAAACUUCAAGAAUCCCUGCAAAAAGCUGCAGCUGGUCACAGCAGCUCGGGGACAGCCAGGAAAGAAUUGGAAAUCAAAAGCUUGAAAGAAGAGAUGCAGAUCCUGAAAGCGAGACUGGCAGAGAACCAGCUGGAUAACGACGAACAAGUCAAGAGGAAGAGCGAGUCUGAGAACCGUCAGCUCCGAGCCCUGGAGAAGCAGCUGAAGAUCCUCAAACAGGAGAAGGAGGACACCUAUAAGGAUCUGGCUGAGGCCCGGGAGCUACUGACCACUCGGAGCCGUGAGUUGCGUGAGGCGCAGGUCAAGCGCCAGCGGGCAGUCGAGGAGGCCCAGGAAGGGGAGGAGCGUUACUCCCAGCUCCGCCUGCAGAAACAGAAGUUGUCCCGGGAACUGCGUGACCGGGAGGAGGAGAUGGAGGUGGUGAUGGAGAAGGUGGAGAGCCUGCGGCAGGAGCUGAGCAGGGCGGACAAGAGCAGGCUGGAGUUGGAGGCGAAGAUGGAGGAGCGGACGCUAGAGGCGGUCAAGCAGGGCAAACUGUGGGAGCGCAGCGAACAGAGGAGGAGGGAGCUGGAGGAGGAGCUGGAGAGGCAGAAGCUGGCACAGACCGGGGGUGAUCCCAGCAGGCAAUGUCCUGACCCCAAGCGGGAGUUGGUGGCAGAGGAGGAGUUGGCGAAGGUGGAGAUGGAACGGAAGGUGCUGGCCCGCGAGGAGGAGUUGGCACGGUGGCAGAGUGCCCACGCAGCUGAGUUGAAGGCAGUUCGCGAGCAGCUGGCGGAAUCGGAGAGUCGGCAGCAACAGCUGGAGAGGGAGCUGGUGGCUAGCAGAGAGCGGCUGGAGAAAGCACGCAGUGAGCGGCAGUCGGAGCAGGAGGAACUCCUGAUGGAAAUGCGGGUGGCCCACGAGCAGGAGAAGAGCCAGCUGAGGGAAGAGAACCUGAAGCUGAGUGUGGAGCUGGAGCCGCUCAUGGAGAAGGUGGAGAAGCUACAGGCCACCAACAUGCAUCUGGAGGAGGCACUCCAUGCGCUGGAAGCCAGGAAGGAGACAGUGAAACAGUGGGACACCCAGAUCGUGGAGAUCAUCCAAUGGGUGAGCGAAGAGAAGGAAGCUCGGGGUUACCUGCAGUCGCUGGCCACCAAGAUGACCGAGGAACUGGACUCGCUGAAGAACAUGAGCAGCAACACCAAGCCUGUGGACACACACUGGAAGGUCCGGCGCCUUCAGAAGCUGGAGGCCUCGGCCAAGUUGGAGUUGCAGUCAGCGUUGGAUGCUGAAAUUCGAGCCAAACAAGCACUGCAGGAACAGCUCAAUGAAGCCAAGCACACAAACCUGGCUACAGAAUGCAAGUUACAGGAACUGGAGAAACAGAAUGAGUCUCUGAAGCUGGAGGUUGAGAAACUCAAGGAGGAGGUGCAGACGAAGGUGCAAAAGGCCCUGCGCAUGUUCUUCCUCUCAGAUAAGAAUCUAACUCCUUUCUAA